CUCGAGGCUAUCUUGUUGACGAUCAAUGCUGAGAAUACCAUCAUUCCUCAAUUCAUGAAAAAUGGCUAUCGUGAAAAAGAUGAAGACUGGGAUGAAGAAGAUCGUCAAGCGGUCUGGAGUUGCUUCUACUCCUAUGAAGAAGGCCAUGAAGAAAAUUAUCAUCCGACGAAAGAAGAAAGUCGUAAGGAAAGCAGCUUCUUCUAAUAAGAAAGGAGGGGUGGAUGGUGGAGACACAGAUAUUGGUAGGACUGGAGCUGAAAAAGGUGAAGCAAAGCCUUCUGUCGAAAUGAGCCACACUGUGCAGGAGACGUCUGAUGUUGUCACCAACUCAGGAGCGAAGUCCUCCUCCAACAGGAAGAAGAAGGCAAAACAAACACAGCGGCAAUUGACGUGGAAGCCUGUGAAUCUCGGACAAGAAUUUCAGGCUCGUUGGAGCGAGAACGGAAAAGUGGAAUACGGUGAAAUGUUCGGCGUAGAAGUAGAGGAGCUCGACGCCGGAGAUUAUGAGGUAUUCUCAGGGUUGGAUGCGAAGGUGGCUGGGGCUACUGCAGGUGCAACGACGAAGAAGAAAGAGAAUGAGAAGAAGAAAGAGAAGAAGAACAACAAUAAGGAGACCAGCAAUGCAGAAGCAACCAUUACAAAUAGUACAAAGGCCGACUCAACAAAGAACACCAAUUCAUCCAAAGAAGCUGAUUCGAAAAAGCGGAAAACAACAGGC
Molecule: messenger RNA, 718 nt
Organism: Amoebophrya sp. A25
Lineage: Eukaryota; Dinophyceae; Syndiniales; Amoebophryaceae
Source: the annotation of a GenBank genome assembly